Molecule: messenger RNA, 4726 nt
Organism: Osmerus eperlanus (European smelt)
Lineage: Eukaryota; Metazoa; Chordata; Actinopteri; Osmeriformes; Osmeridae
Product: phosphofurin acidic cluster sorting protein 2
Exons: 25
Coding region: 109-2892 (927 amino acids)
Biological process (GO): protein localization to plasma membrane
Molecular function (GO): transmembrane transporter binding
Source: RefSeq, a predicted model, not a curated record
UAUAGUUUGUGAGAGAAACUGGAGCAGCGGGCUUCCCGGACGGGCUCGAGGCAGCACCAGCCGCGCGAGUCAGACACAGUCAGAGUUGCUUCCCAGGCAGAGGAGGUGAUGAUGGCGGCGGCUGUGGAGCGAGGAGGGGUUCGGGCCGCCUUCCUGAACCCAAGUAGUGGUGGCGCCGGACCAGCACCGAUGACCGUCCCGGCUGGAGGGCUCACCGGGACGUUGGUCCAGGGUUCGGGGGGAUCUCUACCCAUGCCUGUUCCUAUGAACCUCUUUGCGACUUGGGAAAUAGACCGCUCGUCUCCAAGCUGUGUACCAAGGCUCUGCAGUCUGACUCUGAAGAGACUCAUCAUUCUGAGGGAGCUCGAUAAGGACCUCAACUCCGUGGUGAUUGCUGUGAAAAUCCAGGGCUCCAAACGCGUUCUGAGAUCAAACGAAUACAUCCUCCCUCCCAACGGCCUGAUGGAGACUGAACUGGAGCUCUCCUUCUCACUACAGUACCCGCACUUCCUGAAAAGGGAUGCCAAUCGCCUGCAGAUUAUGCUUCAGAGGAGGAAACGCUACAAGAACCGCACCAUGCUGGGGUACAAGACGCUGGCACUGGGACUGGUCAACAUGGCAGAGGUGAUGCAACACCCUACAGAUGGAGGCCAGAUCCUGGGUCUCCAUAGCAACGUGAAAGAGGCUCCGGCGCGUGUGGCUGAGAUUAGCGUGUUCUCCCUGUCCAGCCAGCCCAUCGACCACGAGGACGGCAGCACCCCGGCCGGACGCAAGACCAAGACCUCAGAUCGUUCUCCAGACAUGGAUAACUACUCGGAGGAUGAGGAUGACAGCUACUCAUCAGAGCAGGAAGCGAGUGAUGAUGCUGUCCACCAGGAUCUCUACGACGAGGAUGACGAUGUCAGGAAACCAAAGAAGAACAGGAGGAAGAUGAUCCGCUCCACCUCCAUGACCAGGCAACCAAACUUCAAGCAGAAGUUUGUGGCUUUGCUGAAGAGGUUCAAGGUGACAGAUGAGGUGCUGGACUGUGACCGUGUGGGCCAGACCCAGGUGGUGGCGGAGGAUCUGGACCUGCUGUACGACAGCCUGGAGGUGUACAACCAGAGCGACAGUGGGCCUGAGGUGGAGGACAACGACAGUGUCCUCAGCACACCCAAACCCAAACUCAAGCCGUUCUUUGAAGGGAUGUCGCACUCCAGCUCCCAGACGGAGAUGGGGAGCCACAAGAACCAGCUCAGAGACCAGUCCUGUCCUAUUGGAGACUUCCUCUCGGUGGACGGGUGUAAAGCGGCAGGAGCCAGAUCUCAGGACGACAUCACAGACUCUACUGCUGGGGACACAGAGGCCCCGGCCCCUGCUCACAGCCCCGUGGAGGUGCUCAGCGCUUGGGAGGUGAAUGCAGACCGUCUGGCCAGCUCUGUGGGCAAACUCUGCAAGACGGAGUCCCAAAACCACAUGUCUCCCAGCAGAGCGGAGCCUCGUCUCCAGCGCCGUCCUCGCAGCACCUCCAUGAAGGACCGUCAGAACUCCAAGACUCAGAACGACCGCACCUGCAGCGUGGACAGCGACUUCUCCCUGGACACACGCCUCCUAGCCCAGGUUCCCAGGAAGUCUGUGUACGACCAGCUGAACCAGAUCCUCAUCUCAGAUGAGCGUCUUCCAGAGAGCAUCAUCCUCAUAAACACCCUGGAAUGGCAAGGCCAGUACGUGGCGGAGGUUCUCCAUGAGCAGGGUCAGCCCAUCGUGUCCACCUGCUCUGCAGCUGAUGUGCAUGCUGCCUUCAACACCAUCGUAACACGCAUCCAGAGAUUCUGUAACUGUAAUGCCCAGACUCCUCCCACGGUCAAGCUGGCAGUGGCAGGUGACCAGAGCUACCUCAGCACCAUCCUGAGGUUCUUUGUGGAGCAGCUGGCCAAUAAGACGCCAGACUGGCUAAGCUACAUCCGCUUCCUGGUCAUCCCCAUCGGUUCCCACCCCCUGGCCAAGUACAUGGCCUCGUUUGACAGCAGGUUCAACAGCAUCUUCAUGGACUCUGCAUGGAAGGAGCUGUUCUGCCGGGCAGAACGACCCACCUCAGAGAAGCCAGACGUGGCUGCGCGUGUGGCUCAGUACCUGGCAGGAGCGCUGCUGUCCCACCAGUUCCCCAUCUCAGAAGCCAUGCUCACCUACAAGCAGAAGAGGAAGAGGAGUUUGUAUUUUGAUUUUUACAUCAGCCCUGACGAAGACUCCUGUCAGAAGUUUGUGCCAUUCAUUGGGGUUGUGAAGGUGGGGAUUGUGGAGCACAGUCUCCCAACCUCAGUGGACUCUGACGACGCCCUGGGAGGCAACGUGGGGGUCCUGGCCUCCCCGCCCCCCCCGCCAGCGGGCCCCUACGGGAAGGAGGUGGGGGGCACCCCGCCCCAGUCCCCCUCCGUGUCCUCCACCGUCUACGGAGCCGGCUCUCCUUGUGCGGGCGGGGAGGUGAUGGGGCUACAGGUGGACUACUGGGGAUGGCAGGGUCCAGACAGGAAGAGGGAGGGGGAGAAGAGGGAUGCAGGCCUUAAGAACACCCUGAAGAGCAACUUCCGCUCCCUGCAGGUGAGCAGGCUGCCUGUGGGGGGCGACACCUGCCCACCCCCCAGCAUGGCCAUGACCGUGGUCACCAAGGAGAAGAACAAGAAAGUGAUCUUCCUGACUAAGAGGCCCAGAGAGAAGGACGUGGAUUCUAGGAGUCAGGUGAUCGAUGGCAUCAGCAGGCUGAUUUGCACGGCCAAGAACCAGCACACCAUGCUGAGAGUGUCCAUCGACGGGGUGGAGUGGAAUGACGUCAAGUUCUUCCAGCUUGCGGCCCAGUGGCCCACUCACGUCAAGCACUUCCCGGUGGGAAUAUUCGGCUACAGCAAGCCCAUGUGACCGAGGCCAGCGCCCCAGCCUCAUCCCCAGAAGACUACCUGGCCCCAGCCCCCAGGAGGUCGUGAGGAGACCCUUUGGCCCCGGGGUUUCCUGUGGAAGCCUCCCAGCCUCAGAACCUGUUCUCAACACAAACGCUUGACGUCAUCAAAAUUCACUGUUGUUUUUUUUAGGUUGUUUUUUAACACACUACAAUCAGUACUACUUUGUAAAAGUUUAUGCUGCCACCCGAAAAAAAUAUGAUUCUAAGGUUUUGGAAAGAAUUUGCCACAUUUCAAUGAUGGCAGUUGUUUGCACUUUGCUUUCGCAUUUUUUACAUUUUAUUAUUUCUAUGAAAUCCAACGUUUAUUUUGGCUCUAUGGACAAUUGAGGGGGGGAGGGGUGAAGGGUGUAUGUGUGUGUGUGUGUGUGUGUGCUUGCUUGUUUGUAAAGGUGGAAUAUUGCUGUGAAUCUUGUUGGACCUCUAACUCAAUGUUCUGUUUUCUCCCUGAAUUAAUUUUUUACAAAAAAGUUAUAACUUUUUUAUAAUAACUGAAUUUAUUACUCUAAUCUGCCUUUUGUUUUUAAGCACACUGUGUACCCAAAACAAAACCUAAACCCUAGCAACAGUGUGUUCCGGGAAGUAGCUAUUAAGAAUUUAGCUACAGUAUCACACAUUUGGAACAUAUUUACCCAACAUUUUUUAUUAAAGUAAACUAUUGUUCUGUUGUAGAGAGCUGUAUAUACCCUGCAUACAGAACAUCAGUGAAGUUACAUUUGAGGACAGGUGAGAGCAUGUGUAGCUGGGAGGGACUGCAGGAUGAAGACGUGGAACUGUCUUACGGCCAAAACACUCCGUCCAGUUUAACUGUCAUGUCUGAAUGUUCAGGAUGAUGCUCUCUCUGUCCUCACUAACUCAGCCUCUCUCUCCACUCUCUGUAUUUGGGUUGAUACACACCACACUUCCGCUGUCCUAAACGUCUCCUAAUGUUUCAGAUGUCUCCUUGUGCCAAAGUAGAUGUGUUCAGACCACGCUCACUUUCAGUCCUUUCCUUCCUGGUCAUUCUGGUUCUGGACGGUCACAUGACCUGGUCUUCUCACCAGUGCUGGUCUGUUCAAGACACUGUUGUAGUUUCAGGAAGCACAACUGGUCUGACAGGAAACAGACCACUCAGACUCAUUUGGUUUAAGCAAAUGUAACAAACUCUAAACUCAACACGUAGACUAGUCUUCUAUGUGCCUCAUUCAUGUGUUGAAGGGAACAGAACUGUUGGACUGUCACAAGUGUGUUUUAGUGCUUCUUCUACACAUCAGUCCCCAAGGCCAAGACUAAAACAUGCACAAUAUGAACUCAUGUCCGUCUGAACAGCCGUAGUCUGGGGCUGAACCCAGGUAGUUAAACUCAUUAGGGGUGGCUAACGUGAUACUGCACUGCACACGCUGGUGCAGAGCUCCUGCAGAAUGUGUACUCUCAUCGCAGUUCGCAGCCUAAACGUGAAGUCUUUAGACUGUUCAUGCAGGAACGUGAGUAGUUUUGGUGAAGCUUCAGAUGACAGAUGUGUUUGAGCUCAGCCUGGUGCGCAGGUGUUCAGUGUUUGAUGGUACUGUUUGGAUAGUGUUACUAAUGUGAAACUUUUGCAAUAGAAAACUGUUUGACUUUGGGAAGGGACAUAGGUUUCUAUCUCUGUAUCGUAGUAUGUUGUGCUUAAAUGAAGACUAACUAUUAUGCUGGCUUUUAUUUGUACCAAACUGUAUGUUUAUAAAAAUAGCCUGUUGUCAAUCACUAUUCUGCCCCGUGUUCUAAACUAAAAGCACAUCUAAAUUUAUCUUAAUUACUUAUUAUUCAGAAGAUUUUUUU